Molecule: messenger RNA, 2401 nt
Organism: Papaver somniferum (opium poppy)
Lineage: Eukaryota; Viridiplantae; Streptophyta; Magnoliopsida; Ranunculales; Papaveraceae
Product: type I inositol polyphosphate 5-phosphatase 8-like
Exons: 9
Coding region: 408-2027 (539 amino acids)
Biological process (GO): phosphatidylinositol dephosphorylation
Molecular function (GO): phosphatidylinositol-3,4,5-trisphosphate 5-phosphatase activity; phosphatidylinositol-4,5-bisphosphate 5-phosphatase activity; inositol-polyphosphate 5-phosphatase activity
Source: RefSeq, a predicted model, not a curated record
GACAACUAAAACAGAAUUAACAGCUACUUUUCCAUUUCUUCUCAAUCCAGUUCAUCAUUUCCUUGUGUCUUUCUCCGUUUCUCAUGUUAGUUUCCUCUGUUUUGCAUCAAUCAUACAGUACUCCGCUGUUUUGUGUGCUCUGUUUUCAUUGAAACCCAAUUACUUGAAAAACCUUUGCUAAUUACUUCAAGUUAAAGAAAAAACCUAACUUAAUCUAAUUUCUAGAAGAAAAAUUUAAACAAAUCAAAUAUUAUCUUACACUGUCAAAUUCUCAACAACUUUAUUGCAAAUUCGGUUUGUUUUUACUCGCAUUGUUUCUGGGUUUACUUAUACUUCUGUAGUCAUAACGUGUUGCUAAGAAGAAGGAGAAGAAGAAGGAAUAAGAUCUCCGCCUAACUCACAUAUCAAUGAGAACAGAACAUUCUACUGGUAGUAGUAUGAAUUACAAGUCAUCUUGGCCAAAAGUGGUUGUGAGAAAAUGGCUAAACAUUAAAAGUGGAGCUGAUGAGUUUCAUUCAGAUCAUGAAAUUACAGAUAUGACUGGAAAUAAUUCAGUAGAAGAUCAUUAUGAUUCAGAAACUUGGCUGACAGAGGCUGCCCCAGAGAGUUUGAAACGUCCGAGGAUUGAAUCAGACAAUCCAGCAUCUCUAAACAAAAGGAUGUUUGUGGGUACAUGGAAUGUUGGAGGAAAAUGUCCCCACGAAAGGUUGAAUUUAAAGGAUUGGUUACUAACUCCAGUUCCUGCAGACAUUUAUGUUCUUGGGUUUCAGGAAAUUGUACCACUGAAUGCAGGGAAUGUAUUAGGUGCAGAGGACUACGCUCCUGCCUUGAAGUGGCUUUCACUUAUACGCCAAGCUCUGAAUAAUACUGAUAAGAAUACGGAAUUCGCCCAAAAUCCUUUAAGUCGCAAAGAACAUAAGAAUAUCAAAACUAGAAUUAGCUUCUCUGAUCUGAUAUCAUUAGAUGAUAUAUUGGAUAAAGAGGAUUCAGGAAGACAUUCAACUUCUAGUUCAAACGCAGACAUAGAGGAUGAACCCUCUAAUUUUUCAAUGAGGCGUAAAUCUCCAAAGAAUACUAGUAGUCGUUACUGCUUAGCUGCAAGUAAGCAAAUGAUUGGCAUCUUUUUGUGUGUGUGGGUUCGCACUGAUCUUAACCAACAUGUUAGCAAUUUGAAAGUCUCGUGUGUUGGAAGAGGCAUUAUGGGGUAUCUUGGAAAUAAGGGUUCUGUAUCGAUCAGUAUGACAUUGCAUCAAACAAGUUUUUGCUUUGUGUGCACCCAUUUAACUUCAGGCGAGAAAGAAGGUGACGAGGUUCGGAGAAAUUUUGAUGUUAUUGAGAUAUUGAAGAAAACGAAGUUCUCUCAGUCUCAGAGAGUAUCUGGACAACCACUCACACCUUCCCCUGUUAGCAUUCUAGAACAUGAUCAUACUAUUUGGCUUGGAGACUUGAAUUACCGACUCGCCUUUCCUGGUGGCGACACAGAUGAACUUCUGAAAAAUAAAGAUUGGGAAACCCUUCUCAAGAAAGACCAGCUCAUGAUAGAACAAAGAGCUGGCCGGGUGUUCAAAGGAUGGGAAGAAGGAAGCAUAAGUUUUGCCCCAACUUACAAAUACCUUGAUAAUUCUGACCAGUACGUUGCCCAAAACCAAACAUCCAAAUCAAAAGAGAAGAGGAGAACACCUGCAUGGUGUGACAGAAUACUAUGGAAAGGCAAAGGAAUGAAGCAGAUGUGGUAUGUAAGAGGUGAAUCAAAAUUUUCAGAUCAUAGGCCUGUCUACUCCAUGUUCUCAGUGCAGCUGGACACCCCAAUUUACGGAAAUAAAGUACAGAAGUCAAGCAGCUACUCAGCCUCAUCCUCUGCAAUUACGACAACAGCAACAACUCCUCCUUUUUCCCUUAAAAGUACAACUUCUACAGCUUCGACAAAGGAAAUGCAUUUGGAAACAGCAUGUGUUGCCAAAAUCCAAGCCGAAGAGCUGUUGAUACUACCUAAUAUUGCAACAGAUGCUUCCAGCUCAGGUUUCUGAACUAAACAUCGGUACUCGAAACAUGAUUCAGUAAUGACAGGAGGUAAAUUUGUAAAUACAUGUUGUACUGAAUCAGGGGUGGUGUGUCAUAAUUUUAAAUUCUGCAUCACUCCACUCUGUAAAGAGAUUGUGAUGAAAAACAAUGAGAGGCUUGCAGGUGUGAUGCUGCCAAGACUUGAGCGGAAAAUCAACUUUCAAGACAUCAAGCAUGCUUCAUGUGGUGUACCUCUAUAUCUAAUUUUGAUGUCAACAAAAAUGCUAAAAGCCUGUUCUUAUUAUAAUUUUGCUGCUAAAAGCCUAAACGAAAAUGAAAGGCUUAGGAAAAGGACUAAGUGUCAAUGUAUGAUGUAUAUCUAAUAUGUAAAGAGUCUAAA